This is a messenger RNA of Phycodurus eques (leafy seadragon), 8075 nucleotides long. Its product is annotated as A disintegrin and metalloproteinase with thrombospondin motifs 2-like. The transcript has 22 exons. Gene Ontology annotation, cellular component: extracellular matrix. Gene Ontology annotation, biological process: proteolysis; extracellular matrix organization. NCBI's taxonomy places the organism in Eukaryota, Metazoa, Chordata, Actinopteri, Syngnathiformes, Syngnathidae. The record is from RefSeq and is a predicted model, not a curated record. Gene Ontology annotation, molecular function: metalloendopeptidase activity. Bases 104 to 5416 code for a protein of 1770 amino acids.
UGUGCUGUUGCUGUCGUGGCGUGGCUGGUCGCGCCAGGCGGGGGAACUUCACCACACUGGAGCCCGGAGUCCCACUCUCUCACCUGCGCAGUUCGGAGCUGCCAUGGGUCUCUCGCCUGGAUUUGCUGUCCUAAUCAUUCUAUCGGCCUCUCUGCUGCACAUCCGCGGCCUUUACAUCGCCAGUAGCGUUGACUCCCUGCAGCAUGUCCUGGGGGAGUAUGGACUGGUGAGGCCAAUGAGUGUGGAUGCAGAGGGCCUCUUCCUGUCGCACGCUGUCUCGGCAGGCCGUAUGGCAGGAGGGCAGCCCCGUAGGCGCCAGAAGAGGGAGCUAGGAGGAGGCAAUGAAGAGUGGGAAGGACCGAGAGGAGUCGACGAGGACCGUGAGCCGGUGGCCCGCCAGCAAAGGCUCUACUACAACGUCACCGUCUUUGGCCGGGAGUUCCACCUGCGCCUGCACCAUAAUGCCAAGCUGGUAGCCCCCGGAGCCAAGAUGGAGUGGCGCGACGACAACGAUAGCACACGGCACAUUGAGACAUUGCAAGACGACUGCUUGUAUGUGGGUGACAUCACAGACACGCCAGGAGCCACUGUGGCGAUCAGCAACUGUGAUGGCUUGGCUGGUAUGAUCAGGACGGAGCAAGACGAGUACUUUAUCGAGCCUGCGGAAAGAGGCGAUGGAAUGAUUGAGGAAGAGGAGGCAGGAGGAGGAAGGAUGCACAUCGUCUAUCGCUCUUCAGCCAUUAAGAAGGUGCCCAUCGACAACACAGCGGGAGACUCCCACUUCAGAGGUGCAGAUGUUGGUGGUCUAAUGGAUCUGGAAUCUCUCUACCAAGGCGUGGAGCAGAGCAUCAACAGCACCCGAGCAGGACGUGCUCGCAGACAGAGCGUGGACCGCGCCUACAACAUUGAGGUUCUGCUGGGUGUCGAUGACUCUGUGGUCCAGUUUCAUGGGAAGGAGCAUGUCCAAAAGUAUCUGCUGACGCUCAUGAACAUAGUGAAUGAGAUCUACCACGACCAAUCUCUGGGAGCAAAAAUCAAUGUGGUGCUGGUGCGGAUUAUCAUGUUGGGCUAUGGAAAGUCCAUGAGUCUAAUCGAGUUGGGGAACCCUUCCCAGAGUCUGGAGAAUGUGUGUCGUUGGGCCUUUCUGCAGCAGAAACAGGACGCUGGGGACGCUGAGUAUCACGACCAUGCUAUCUUCCUCACACGGCAGGAAUUUGGCCCCACGGGCAUGCAGGGUUAUGCCCCAGUGACGGGAAUGUGCCAUCCUAUAAGAAGCUGUACUUUGAACCACGAGGAUGGUUUCUCUUCUGCCUUUGUGGUAGCACAUGAGACCGGACACGUGCUGGGCAUGGAGCAUGAUGGGCAGGGGAAUCGCUGUGGAGAUGAGGUGCACAUGGGGAGCAUCAUGGCUCCACUGGUUCAAGCUGCCUUCCACCGUUUUCAGUGGUCCAAGUGUAGCAUGCAAGAGCUGGGCCGCUACCUCCAUUCCUAUGACUGUCUCCGUGACGACCCCUUUGACCACAACUGGCCGUCGCUGCCACAGCUUCCCGGUUUACACUACUCCAUGAAUGAACAGUGCCGCUUCGACUUCGGUGUGGGCUACACCAUGUGUACUGCGUAUCGCACCUUCGACCCAUGUAAGCAGCUAUGGUGCAGCCACCCAGACAAUCCCUUCUUCUGCAAGACCAAGAAAGGACCGCCCAUUGAUGGCACUACGUGUGGAAAUGGGAAGCAUUGUUUUAAAGGUCACUGCAUCUGGCUGACACCUGACAUCAUCAAGCAAGACGGAAACUGGGGCUCAUGGAGUGAAUUUGGACAGUGCUCUCGCACAUGUGGUGGCGGAGUUCAGUUUCGCACACGGGACUGCGACAAUCCAAGACCAGCCAACAAAGGCCGCACCUGCGUGGGGGCGACUUACCAGUUCCAGAUGUGCAACACCAACGAGUGCGAGGACAUUUACAGUGACACGCGAGAGGAACAAUGUCACGCUUGGGACCCUCGCUUCGAACAACCCAGCAACAAGCACUGGCUGCCCUAUGAACACCCAGACGCAAACAAACGCUGCCACCUGCACUGCCAGUCCAAGGAAACGCGGGAUGUGGUCUUCAUGCAGCACAUGGUCCUGGACGGCACGCGUUGCUCGUACAAGGACCCGCACAGCGUGUGUGUGCGUGGGGAGUGUGAGAAGGUGGGCUGCGACGGUGCGGUGGGCUCCUCGAAGCAGGAUGACAAAUGCGGCGUCUGUGGCGGAGACAGCUCCAGCUGCAAAACCUUCAAGGACACAAUCACCCGCACAGUCAAGAAGCAAGGUUUCCUCAAACUUCUUGAAAUUCCCAGAGGGGCAAGACACUUGCUGAUCCAAGAGCUGAAAUCUACCUUGCACACAUUUGCUGUAAAAAAUGUGGCUUCAGGACUUUUUUUCAUAAAUGGGGAAAAUGAAUACCCAGAAUCAAGAUCGGUGAUAGAAAAGGGGGUAGAGUGGGAAUAUGAAAAUGACAAAGACAAGGAGACACUUCAGACUACAGGCCCUCUUAGACAUGGAAUUCUAAUCAUGGUUAAAUUACAUGGCAAUGAAGAUGUGAAUUUGUCCUAUAAGUACAUGAUGAACAUUGACAGCGAUUCUGCCAUUCAAAACAACAUUCUGGUGGAGGACAGUGCCUACGAGUGGGCCCCUAAGAGAUUGUCCUCCUGCUCCAAGCCAUGUGGUGGAGGGAAACAAUACCUGCGAUACGGCUGCAGAAGAAAAAUAGACAGCAAGAUGGUUCACAAGAGCUUCUGUAACAAGUCCAACAUGAAACCUCGAGGAGACACACGAGACUGCAACCAGAAGCCCUGCCCUCCACCCAUCUGGGUGGCAGGGGAAUGGCAGAACUGCAGUAAACCAUGUGGAAAGACCGGGAUGCAAGUCCGUUUGGUCAGCUGUGUCCAACCGUCGGACGACAACACAACCAGAUCGAUCCAUAAUAAAUAUUGCAACGACGACCGUCCAGAGACCCGCAGGUCCUGCAACCGACACGCUUGUCCGACCCAGUGGAGAGUCGGACCAUGGUCCCAGUGCUCGGUGACCUGUGGUAAUGGGACUCAGCUGAGGCAGGCUGUGUGCCACACCAGGGACAACACCAUCGGCCUGUGUCUGGACAGUAAGCCAGACACCAUCAGAAUGUGUCGGAUGGAUCUAUGUCCAAAGGGCUCAUCCGACCUCAACAAGAACGGCAACAUCCUGAUCCAGUGGCUGUCCCGCCCCAGCACCAACUACCACAAGAGCUCCUCACGUCACCGUUGUCAUGGAGACCGCUCGGUGUUCUGCCGUAUGGAGGUGUUGAACCGCUACUGCUCUCUACCAGACUUUCAGCGUCUAUGCUGCAAGACGUGCAGCAAUAUUACUGUCACAGAGUCUGAAAAAAACUCCACAUCAAUCCCCGUCACCGCCACCCGUUCCCCAGUCACGGCUCAUCCGCCCACUAGCCUCACUUCUUUGUUUGCCUCCAUCACCCACUCCACUAAAGUGGUAGUCCCUGUCGUUCCAGAUGCCACCACCAACUCCUGGACCGUGACUCAUCCUCCUACAUUCACUCCAAGCCAUCAUUCCACCUUGAGCUCAAUUGGUACCACAGAAUUGAUCACCACCUACCCGAAAGAAGCUACCACAUCUCCUGUUAUUCCUCUCAGCUUGUCUGAGGCAGGAACAUCGGUUGUUACAGACUUUCCCGGGCUUACUGCGGAACCCCUUCCUGUGCCUGUCCCAGGAAUAGACAAAAGCUUAAAUCCAAUACCAUUGAGCACAACAAAUCAUCCAAGUCUUAUGACUGCCACAAGCUCUCCCACAACAUUAACUCCAGCCAUCUGUCUAAGAGGAAACUGUACUAAAAGACCACUGGUAUCCAAGCCUAAAAAGGACACUGUGCCAAAGAAAAAGGCCCUGAAAGUGAGUCCACCAAAAAAGAAGACUACACAAAAGAAUACUGCCAAAAAGUUGGCUACACCAAAGGUCAAUCCCAAAACAAAGACAAACACUACACCAAAAAAGAGUACACCAACCAACAAAAAGACUACACAAGCUAACAUUUCUUCCAAAAAGACGACCACUGCCAACACAACUCCCAAAAAAGGUAACACAGCAAACACCAUUCCCAAACAGAGUACCCCAGGAAACAUAACUCCCAAAAAGACCCAAACACCCAUCAAACCAAUCUCCAAAAAGAUUACCAUUGUCAAGACAACAGCCAAAAAGACCACACCAGCCAAAACAACUCCCAAAAAGACAACCCCAAUCAAAACAACGCCCCAAAAGACUACACCACUGAAAACUCCCAAAAAGACUACCCCGGUCAAAGCAACCCCCCAAAAGACUCCCCGAGUCAAAGCAACUCCCAAAAAGACUACCCAAGUCAAAGCCACUCCCAAAAAGAUGAGACCUACCAACAUGACUCCUGAAAUGAUUAAACCAGCUAUCACAACCCCGGAAAAGAUUAUGCCAGCUCACACCCCGCCCAAAACUUUUUUAAAGACAACCCCUGAAAAGUCUCACCCAGUUAACUGGCCUCCAGAGGAAGAAGACAAGCCCACUCCCAAAACGAAGAAAUUUCUUCCAAAAAGCUUUCCUAAUUCUAAAUGCACAGUUAUAAAGCAACCCCAAACAAUAGCUAGCCAGAAAAAGACGACGAAGCUUAAUCAAAAUAACAUGCAAACGACAACUGCAACAAGAGCUUCAUAUCCCACAACAUGGGCCACUCGAUUCACAAGCCCAGGGUCAGCAAGAGAAUAUGUUUCUUCCACUCCUCCCUCUACCACUAGUGUCUGUAGUACAGCUGCAAUUCUGCCUCUACCUGAUUCAAGAGUCAACAUCACAUAUGUCACAAAAAACUCACCAACGGCAGAUGACGCGCUUCUGUUGCCCGACGACAACGGAACCACAGCUCCUGGCAAUUUUGAAGAUGUCGCAAUGCCCAGUGGAAACAUGCCGUACACAGAUGUCACAAAAAGCAGCAGCGGGGAUGUCCUGAGCGGUGACGGGGUCACGGUGCCCUAUGGUGACACCACAGUGCCGGACGCUGGCUUGACUGUGAUGAUGCCAACCGUCAACAAUGAGGACGUGACAGAUCGGGCUUCCUCACCCUGGGUCGACCUUUCCAAGUAUAUCCCUGUGAUUAUCCCUGCCACCCUGACAACACCAGACCCCACAAUCUCCCUUUCCAGCACAACUUUCUCGCCUCAGCAAGAACUAAAAGAGAACAACUUCAUCGACGUCCUAUACAACAGGAUUACCAGUGUGGACAGCAACAUCUCUCAGAACAACCUGAUCCCAAAGCGUCGUGUCAACCUCCAGGAAAAGACCAGGAACAAACGCAUUCAGGAGCUUCUGGAGGAGAAGCGAAACCUUCUCCUCAGGAUGAAGAGAGGCCGUGCGCAGCGAUAGAGCACAACAUGUCAGUUCUCUUAUAGAGACGAAUGCCUUUACAGACUGAACUGCAGCAAUACCCUUUAUCAGGGCUUCAAACCACAAACUAACAAAUCAUUCGAGACAAGACUAUUGCAAAUCGACAGUUUCUUUGCAAAGGAAAGAGAGUGCAAUUCAGAAACUGGAGCGGAAAUACACAUCUAGUUUAACUAGCACUUUAUAAAACCAAACUUGUUACUCCUCCAAAUCAUCCACAAUCAUGUGCAAUCACUGUUGAUGAGAACUGUUGUCAUAUUGGUACUUUUGACACUUAUGCAUGAACGAAGUACAACCUGGAAUCCAAUAUAUUUGAUAUUAUGACAACCUUACAGUAGCUAAUACCUCAUGGUAACACUAAUAACAGCUACUGUGACACAUCAAAAGUGUGUUUCUACUCUGAGAACAUGUACAACUGCAAUGAAAAUAUCGUAUACUGUAUAUGCACUACUCACAAGAAGCUCGGGAUAAAAUUUCGCCAGAAAGCCGAAUAUCCCUAACUUUUUGUGAGCAGUGUAUACCUACAGUUAUUUAGAAAAUGCUACACAAACACAAACCCACCUUUCAGUUCACUUCAUUUGAAACUAUCUGGGGUCAUGUUGCCUUUUCCAGAAUUGCAUGCAUGGAAGUUUCUCAUCUCUCAGGUCGUUAAGAUAUGGACAACUGGUAAGGUAUAUGACACAUGGUGCUUCCUACUUACAUAUUAUUAAACAAUUGCUGGGGGGAAUUAAAGGGGACAAAUUAUGGGGACCAGAUUUUUAUUUUUUUUAAUGCUUGUAUACACAUAGUCUCUAUGUUUUGCGAUGUGAAGCAUAUCAGAGACGUUUUAUUAAGACACAUUGGAACUGCUUUAGAUUGUGUACAAAAAAAUGCACAAUAAGGCUCAAAAAAGGAAAAAGAGGAUGAAAAUCAACGUAUUUUAACUCUUGAAGGCAGCAGUUCAUACGCUAAACUGUGUCUGUGGACAUAUUGGCAAACUCAAAUGUUACGCUAGUCUGUGCCUCCCACAAAAGUCAAUGCAGCUUUGCUUACUAUGGCUGAGAUGGGAUUCAAUUGAACCUGAAAAAGCGAUUCCCGAAUCACAAUUUUUGGAUUUGAAGCAUAACAAAUCUUGUGUUCUAAUGUAAUGUCAUGUGCUCUGCGAGUUGGCUUGUAGGUGUGCUGCUUUGCCUCCCUCUGCUGGCGUUUCAGUGAAAUCGAUUCUUUUUCUGUUAAAUUCCAGCAUUCCUUCUGAUAGGUAGAUUUGACCACAUGACACCACAGGUCACAGUGCACGGAGUCUGGCGAAAGAGGUGUUAGCUUCUAAAUGCAUACAACCAUGUGUUACUCCAAUUCCCUCACCAGUUCCUCUCGCUGUUUGUGCAGAGGAAAAGCAUCGCCUGUGAGUUGUAUUCUGCUUUUCUCUCAUAUAACAAGUAGUUUCUGUACUGGAAGUCAUUUGUUUUUGAGAGCGAGUCCGAGCCAUACUGCUUACCUUGCAAAAAGCCACCUCUGGCUAAUAUAUAAUCAUACCCCAUGACACAUAAAGUGCAUGCACCAUUUCAUCAUCAAGCCACCUGACAAAACUCAAUUGCAACGAUUGUAGCGGUGCGGAGAGAACUUGGCUGAAUAUUUGUGUAUGUGCUCUUCAUCCAAAGAGAAUGCGUGUAGCACUGUUAGCUAAGGCUAGUCUGUGCUAACACUGCAACUUUGCUUACCCUUUGGCUUUGAAACUGGUUUGAAAGUGGGUCUUUACCUCUGGAACUUCAGCCAGCCUUGCUUCCAAGUCAUUGGCAAAGACAAAAUGUGUGCUGGUGGUUGUUACGUAAAUUAGCCCCACUGUUACAUAAGAGUAGGGCGGAAGUGCUGAACAACACGCUCACCGACACGUUUUAGGAAAUAAAUAAAGGAAGAAAAAAAACUUGAUGGAUGGGCUGAAACUCCAGAGACUCAACUAUAUUUAUACAAAUAUUAAAAAUUCAAUUUUCCAUGUCCACUUUCAGUCAUGAGGUGUAAAAAUAGCAUGUGACGUUUUUUUUUAAUGUUUAUUAUUUUCAUCUUGGUCACCCAGUUAUGAUUGAUACUUUAUGGUCAGCGGUGCUAAAAGUGUUCCUGAUUCAUUAUUUUCUGGAAAGAAAAAUACAGUUUCAUUUUUUUAAGUGUCUAUUUGUCAGCUUUGUCUACACAGAAGCUUUGAGGACUGCUUUGGAUUUCUGCUUUCAAAGUUAAAUUAUUCAUAUAUUUCUAACUGGAAGCAACCACUAAAGCACCUACAGAAUUUUCUGUAUGAUAUCUGUACAUAUAAAAAAGAACUUCAUGUUUAAUAUUUAUUAAAGUUUAAGUGCCUGUGGUAUUUUGCAAUGUAUCAGUGUUACAUGAUUCUUUUUAUUGUGUUAACUAACUUUUCACCCUUGAUUUUUGCCACCACUAAAAAUAUUGCAAGCAGAUGUCGAUUAUGUCACUUGGGCAGUCAAAAUGUGGAACAUUACCGUAGCAAGUCAGUCUUUUACAUAAUUGUAACAGCCAUUGUUAUAGCACAUAUUUAAUCCAGUUUGAGUUAGUCAAGGACAAAUUAUCAUCAAAUUAGCACCAUAAAAUUGUUCCCCUGUUCAUAUACAGUGUAACUAAAUGAAUAACAAACAUUGCUAUGUUGCACAUUCAC